Coregonus sp. 'balchen' is the source of this 31949-nucleotide messenger RNA. The record is from the annotation of a GenBank genome assembly. NCBI's taxonomy places the organism in Eukaryota, Metazoa, Chordata, Actinopteri, Salmoniformes, Salmonidae.
GGUAUACUCCAUGUUUUGCAGGAAGUUGAACCAUCGCUGUGCAGUAAAAACAACAAAGUACGAAGCGUAUAAUUUCAAUAACGUUUAACCUAUUUUUCAUGUUAAUGCGUUGUAAAGGCAGGUCUGAACUUCAAUCAACUUCUGUAUGCAUUGUCUCGCGUUGUGUUUACAGGUAGAGGUAACUUGCUAAAAGCUCACAAGUUAGCUGUAGCAGCUAACGCGUUAGCCACAAUCACGAGACAGUCAAGUCAGUGGUGUCCCAUGCGUGCGAGCUCUGUGUUACUAAUAGGGUGUUAUUUGUGUCUACAGAACUUCUCGUUCCUUAGGUUUGAUAGAGCUGGGUGUAACUGAAUGGUUAGAUAACAUGCAUUCUUGGUAACAUACAUUCGGUGUGCCUUCUUUAGCUUGUUCAUCAUGAAGAAUAAAACAUACAAACUUGUUGUGCACAAGAAAGGCUUUGGAGGCAGUGGUGAGUGAAUUCCUUUCAGUGACGGUGUAAAACGGUUCACAGUGUUUUAUCUUGUGUUGGGUGAAAUGAAUGCUGUUCUGUCGUUGACAAUAACCCCUCCUGAUGCACAGAUGAUGAGCUGGUGGUGAACCCCAAGGUGUUCCCUCAAGUUUCCCUUGGGGACAUAAUUGAGAUUGCACACCCCACAGAUGAAUACAGGUGAGCAUGCAUACCAAGAAGUUAUAUUUUGCCUGGGUCUAUAUAUUGGUCAAAAGUUAUGAUAGUUUCUCCUCUUUUUCCAACAGCCCUCUCUUGCUGCAGGUGAAGAGUCUCAAAGAAGACCUCCAGAAAGGUAAAGCAUGACUCAUUUCCUCCAGUUUUAGGGGAAGCCCCUAUAGAACCUAGCUAAUGAACUGAUCAAUAUCCCAUUUGAUUGUAAAUGACAUGCAGAAGGGAAGCUCAUCAGUAAAUCUGUAGCCUAAAUACAAUGUAUUCAUUCUCUCCUCUAGAGACAAUCAGUGUGGACCAGACGGUGGCGCAAGCCUUCAAACUCCGGGCAUACCAGGAUGUAAUCGUUAACAUUGUGGAUCCGAAGGUGUGUUUUCUAUGCAUCAUAUUUCCAAUAGGAUUUGAUUGAAUUACAGUACUCUGCAUUUUCAAGCUGAUUUUUAAAGAGAGCUCAUGCUGUAUAUGGAUUUCUGUGGUAGGAUGUAACUCUGGACCUCGUAGAGCUCACCUUCAAAGACCAAUACAUUGGAAGGGGAGACAUGUGGCGACUGAAGAAGAGUCUGGUGAGAGGGAGUCUGUUUGAAUACCUGUGUAUAUGCUAUCGGUGUUUAGUUAAGGUAGCCUACUUCUUGAAUCUGUGCCUAGUAGAACUUCAUUAACACUCUAUUUAUCUUAGGUGAGCACCUGUGCUUAUGUGACCCAGAAAGUGGAAUUUGCAGGGAUCAGGUAUGCAAUACCAUUCUUAACGCAUUAAUAAUAAUAGAUAUGUUAUUGCAUGUGUAAAUAUGUUUUAUGUUAUUAUGUGAGUUUCUGUCCCUUACUUUGUAUCCUCUCUCUGUUACCUUCAGAGCCCAGGCCAGUGAGUUAUGGGUGAAAGGAGAGAAGGUCACCUGUGGAUACAUCAGUGAAGACACCAGGGUAAGCAAUGUCACCUUAAAAAAUAACUGCCUAUUAAGAUAUUGCAGGUAGACUACUGGAAAUGUAGACACUGUAUGUAGUUAAUAAAUAUGUUCUCCAGUCUCCCUACGAUAGAUUGCUUUUCAUAUUUGUGAUGUUUAAUGCAGGUGGUGUUCAGGUCGACCUCUGCCAUGGUGUACAUCUUCAUUCAGAUGAGCUGUGAAAUGUGGGACUUUGAUAUCUACGGUUAGUUUUUCUUCUAUCCCAGGUUAUCAGGUGUUGGUUUGGCUAGAUGUGUAUUGUUGAGUGUGUGAGAUUGAGUCUGAGUGUUUCUUCUGUCUUGAGUGAGUGGGUGGUUUACUGAGAUUGGCAUUGAGCAAUGAGCCCUGUAAUUUGUCAAUGAGGAGGAAAAUAAAGUUUUCAUUUGUUUUCAGGGGAUCUCUACUUUGAGAAGGCAGUCAGUGGUUUUUUGUCUGAUCUUUUUGCCAAAUGGAAGGUUUGUGACUUACGUUCUGUGUCACCCUUGCAAUGCAUAAACCCAUUAAAUAAAUGUAAUCAACACAUUUCUAGGCAGUAAACGAUGCAAAAGUUCUUAAGGUAUUUAUCCUGGUGAGAUUUUGUUGACUUUUUCAGGAGAGGUAUUGCAGCCAUGAAGUGACAGUGGUGCUUUUCUCGCGCACUUUCUACAAUGCUAAAACCUUGGGUGAGCCUUUUCUUCCUGUUUCCAUGAGACAUCAGGAAUAUCACAUGCUAGCUAUUAUUAGAUUUAGAUGUUCUGUUUUUCUUCCCAUCUUCUAUAGAGGAGUUUCCUGAGAUCUUGAGAGGUUCCAUCAGACAGGACCACGAGGGCCGUUUCUAUGAAGAUUUCUACAGGUUUACUGUCUUUCAGCCUCAUUAUUUAAGUCUAUUUCAAUUAUAUCUUCAUGAUGUCCAUUUGUGUAUGUCUACUGAUUUCAGUUAUAGUUACCAGUUUAACUCUUUCCCUCAUCUGUCAAAGGUCUGACUGACUGUUUCUCUUGUGUUGUGUCUUUGUAGGGUAGUGGCUCAGACUGAGCGACGUGAUGAGUGGGUCUCUCUACUGGUCACCAUCAAGAAGCUCUUCAUCCAGUAUCCUGUCUUGGUGCGGCUAAAAGAAGCAGGUAAUGAAUCAGACACAACUUUGUACAUUUAGCGUUAUGAGCAGGGCACUUAUGAACAUUACUAUGUUAUUUAUGUUUACUUGUGUACAUGUGGUUAUUUUUGUGAUAGUUGGUUUUCCCUCCGGCCAUAACUCUACUGCUGCUCAGGGGAAUUACCUUGAGGCCAUUAACCUGUCUUUUAACGGUGAGUGCAUCAUCUGCUCAUUAUUUUGUGUGAUGCUCAGUGUUCAUAAUGAGCCACAUAUCAUCUUGUCUCCUUAUGACUUUCAAAAAUACGGUCCUGUGCCUUUCACAGUCUUUGACAAGCACUACAUAAACCGCAACUUUGACCGCACCGGUCAGAUGUCUGUGGUCAUCACCCCGGGGGUGGGAGUGUUUGAAGUGGACCGACUGCUCAUGAUCCUAACCAAGCAGCGCAUGAUUGACAACGGUAGGUAUUUAUAACAACAGUAAUGGGAUGGACAGUCAUAAACAUUAUUGAUGGUCAUAAAUUAUUUGCUAUUAGAAGGUGAUAGGACUAAAGUGAUUAUUCUGACAUAUUUGUUUUCCUUUGCCAGGUAUCGGUGUAGACUUGGUGUGUAUGGGAGAGCAGCCACUCCAUGCAGUGCCUCUAUUUAAGGUAAGACGGACUGAUCCCAAAUAAAAACUCAGAGGUUAAAGUUCUCCGUCACUGCAAUGGAUUUUUGUAAUAUGGAUGACGCAUGAGGGUUUUAGUAAACAAUUGUAUUAUUUUGUGGGGGGUUAUUAUUUUAGUUUUUAAAAAAGCUCCAGGCCACACUUGAAUGUCUAAAACUAGAUAGAAAGUAUGUAGAAAUGAUACUGGACCUAUAUAUUUUCAAAUAACUGCCCUUUUUCUGGGCCACAAAUCGAUUUUGACAAAGAAAUCUGUCAUAAAAAAAUCUGUCCGACCGUCCGCUGAAUUUCGAAAUCCCGAUGUGGCCCUCGAGCCAAAAAGUUUUCCUGAGAUCGACUUAAGUUUCAGUCAUGGAUUAACUUUUUCUUUAACCCCUGGAAAUGCCUCAAUCCUCAUUUUGACCAAAUUAUUUGGACUCAAGUCGAUGUGCAGCAGACCUGUUUUAACUAUGUUUGUGGAAGGGGAACAAAUAGUUACUUUGGCGGUGACCACAUCUAUUUGAAUACAGAUCUCAGAAAGUGACUACUUUCCAAAACUAUUUGAAUACAGAUCUCAGAAAGUGACUACUUUCCAAAACUAUUUGAAUACAGAUCUCAGAAAGCAACUACUUAAAAAAAAGUAGAAGGCAGUUUGGGGUAUUUAGUUUCCUUUUGACACGUAAUAGCCAUAUUUUGUUACUAUUAGGAUCCUCAUUAACACUUAACAUUAAACUGUUCUUGUGCCUGUUUUAAUAAAAAUCGAAUUACUUUUUGAGCAACAUUUUAUUAGCAUACAUAAUACUUGCAUUGCAAUGAGCUGAGUUUUGUAACUACUGUACACAAGGAAUAGUUACUGUUCCUUAUUCCAAUUAUGAAAUAACUCCAUUAUUAUAAAAUUAUAAAGCUAUUUCCAAAGUCCUUUAUAACAACAUUGCUAUUGUAAUAAUCAAUAAGUUACUACACAUGUAUAAGAACUUGAUCUCAAGUGUUACUGUAUUACCUUAGUUACCUUUGUCAUUUUGAAACUGCAAAAGUUGUCUACUCUAAUGUUGAGGUGAUUCCAUGUCCUCCAUGUAUUUAAUUCUAGCCUAUAGGCUAUAUUCAUAUCUAAGAGCCAUCCAAACCAUGUGUUUAUGGUCAUAUAUCUAGACUAAUUCAACUAACUGUUGUAGUUUUUGGUUCUUCAUCGAAUAUUCGGCAAGUUUUCAAAUAACUUGCAUAUUUUCAAAUACCUUCAAAUAUUAUUUGGUUUUCUGAGACCUGUAUUUGAAUAUCAAAGAAAAUAGUUGCCUUUUAGUUUGUUAGAUUCUUAAUAAACAGAGUAAAACACACGGACGACUAGUGAAGCUCAAACCAAGUUUAUUCACCCACUGGGUCACACAGCUGCAUAAGACAAAGACAUAUUUACACAAGCACUGGUAUUUAAACCUUCCUCCUAUGCUGAGUCUCCUCCUUACACAUCUGACAGCCAAUACAGCUCUGUUGCUAGACAGGACUUUAGUGAUGCCUGUUCUUUCUCACUUCAUCUGACCUGACCUGACCUCGGCCCCCAUUCCUCACUAAUCCACAGCUAUCCACCCUUAUCAGUGACCCCACCAUAUACAUUCCUCCUACAUAUAACCAUGAACUUCUGGUGUAGAAAGUAUUUCAUAUUACAACCCAACAACUGAAACCAGACUGUGGCCCUUCUCCACUCCAUAGGAUACCAAAUAUCUAACAAUAACAUGUUCUGACACAAUGUAAACUUUCUGCAUUCCCCUCUCUCCCUCAGUAACAAGUUUAGAAGUCAGAACCCAUCAAGUUGAAACUAUAUAAACUAUAUUUGACUACCUUGAGUAUUUGAAAAGUUGGUAUUUUUAAAUAAACUACAAAAUACAACUAUUUUCUGCCCAGGUCUGAUGUGCAGAUACAGAAUGUAUGUUAUUGCUACCAGUUUCUGAGUUAUGAUUUUCUACAAUAUGUCACUAUCUUUGUAUUUUGUAUUGGAUGGUUACUGUAUGUUUUCCCUGUGAUGUUGACAAGCUGCACAACAGGACAGUGCCUGGAGACUCACGACUGGGGGAUGACUACAACCUGCCACACUGGAUCAACCACAGGUAAGAACAGACAGACACAGCUUACGGAUAAAGAUGGAGAGAUGGAGGAGGACAGAGGAAGGGUAAUAUGGGUGAGCGAGGUUAAUAUAUUUCAGGAUGGGAGACUGUUGAAUAUCCCUGGGUUUAGAGAAGGGGAUGUUCUUCUAAUGUUAUCUCUUUCUGUUACCAUGACCACAGCUUUUACACAUCCAAAAGCCAGAACUCCUGCAGCUGCUUUACUCCUCGCAUCAAGCUGGCAGGACGCAAGGUACUUACAGUAUAUAGACCUAAUCCAGAUGCACCUACUAUUCAGCCAAUAUUUUUCAUUAGGCUUUUAGCUCACCUGUCAUUUAUUUUCUCCUUCUGUUUAUAUCUAGCUCCAUGCAGAAAAAUUCAAGAACAACAAAGAGCACAGUAAGAGAGAAUGUCUUUAUUGGUUAAUUCCCCCUCUGCGAUGAACUAUCAUUCCUUUUUCUUCUCUAACGAACUGUGCCUCUUCUUCAUUGUCUCUCUCAGCUCUUGGGGCUCCGAAGGACGAGAACAGCCUUCCCAUCCAGGUGGACUACGAUGCCCAUGAUGCACAGGUGUUCAGACUCCCCGGGCCGUCCCGAGCCCAGAGGAGCACCAACUUCAGGUGCUGCUCAAACACAACCACACAUUUAUGACACACUUCCAAUGAAUAUGGUUAGGAGUAAGUAUAGGAGUAACUCAGUGCGACGGUCUUCUAGGGUGGUCCGAGAGAGGGAAGUGAGUGGAAGGAGAAGCUGGGGGUCUGCGGACGUGAGUGGGGGUAUAGGGGGCGGUGUGUCCCCCCCUGUCCGCUCUUGUGGGCCUGAUGAGCAGCGGAGCCUGGCCUCUGAUGACAGUCUGGGCAAGGUGUCCAACAUCCUGCUGAUCCCCCGUCUGCCCCCAGCCCAGUACGGAGAGGUCAGCAGCUCCCUGGGCUACACCAGCACCAGAGGUACCAGGAAACAAACCCCUUGUAUGAGUGAUUAGUGUGAUGGUUAAUCGUGAGGGUAUGUUAUCUAAUCAUGUGAUGAGUAGCCAUAAGAGUGUUUAUUACAACUGUGCUAAUGUGUGUCUGACUCUCUUUCUCUCUCUCUCUCUCUCUCUCGCUCUCACUCUAAGAGUUGUUGGAGAAGAUGAUGGAGUCUCAGCGGGACUCCAGUGCUCCGGGGAGGUUCACGGUGGGGAGUGCUGAGUCCACCCUCCAUGUGCGCCCAGGGGGCUACACCCCUCAGAGGGCUCUCAUUAACCCCUUCGCCCCCUCACGCAUGCCCAUGAAGCUCACCUCCAACCGCAGGCGCUGGAUGCACACCUUCCCCGUGGGUGAGGACACAAACACAAUCACACACCUUCAUCCACUUAGAAUUAGACACACACUCAAACCCGGCAGUUUAAGCUUAAACUUGUUCUUUGUCUCAAAAUCUGCAUCAGCCAAUUAAAAUCUUUGACGUAGUUGCACGUGAUAGAACGCUAAAUGUUAGCUUUUCCCAUCAAAUAACAUGGCACACUUGGCUCUAUUCUAACAACACCAGCUGGACAUUAUUAUUUUCUGUAAUUCUGCAUCAGCCAAUUACAAAUGUUGACGUAGUUGGAUGUGAUAGAACACUUUUUCAUAAGAGUGUCCUUAACAGAUGUCAAACGGCACCAUUUGCUAAUCAAACUGGACGAUUAGCUCACAGUGUAUUGAGCUUAGCUCCUGGUAAUUUUCGCUGUUUGCGGCAAGUUGGAAUCCCAGGUGAGAUAUAGUAUUUUUUCCUUUGAAAUGUAGAAUUACAUGAAUUGUGUGUUGCGAAGGGAAGUGCAUCCAACACAUAGAAAAUUGAGAUGUUUAUUUUAUAUAUAAACAGCUCUGGAAAAAAGUAAGAGACCACUGCAAAAUUAUCCGUUUCUCUGGUUUUACUAUUUAUAGGUAUGUGUUUGGGUAAAAAUAACAUUUUUGUUUUAUUCUAUAAACUACUGACAACAUUUCUCCCAAAUUCCAAAUAAAAAUAUUGUCAUUUAGAGCAUUUAUUUGCAGAAAAUGACAACUGGUCAAAAUAUCAGUAAAUAUGCAUUGUUGUCAGACCUCGAAUAAUGCAAAGAAAAUAAGUUCAUGUUCAUUUUUAAACAACACAAUACUAAUGUUUUAACUUAGGAAGAGUUCAGAAAUCAAUAUUUGGUGGAAUAACCCUGAUUUUCAAUCACAGCUUUCAUGCGUCUUGGCAUGCUCUCCACCAGUCUUUCACAUUGAUGUUGGGUGACUUUAUGCCACUCCUGGCGCAAAAAUUCAAGCAGCUCGGCUUUGUUUGAUGGCUUGUGACCAUCCAUCUUCCUCUUGAUUACAUUCCAGAAGUUUUCAAUGGGCUUCAGGUCUGGAGAUUGGGCUGGCCAUGACAGGGUCUUGAUCUGGUGGUCCUCCAUCCACACCUUGAUUGACCUGGCUGUGUGGCAUGGCGCAUUGUCCUGCUGGAAAAACCAAUCCUCAGCGUUGGGGAACAAUGUCAGAGCAAAAGGAAGCACGCUUUCUUCCAGGACAACCUUGUAAGUGGCUUGAUUCAUGCGUCCUUCACAAAGACAAAUCUGCCCGUUCCAGCCUUGCUGAUGCACCCCCAGAUCAUCAACGAUCCUCCACCAAAUUUCACAGUGGGUGUGAGACACUGUGGCUUGUAGGCCUCUCCAGGUCUCCGUCUAACCAUUAGACGAACAGGUGUUGUCUACGGUCCAAUCCUUAUGGUCUUUUGCAAACCUCAGCCUGGCUCUUCUUUGCUUCUCAUUGAUGAAGGGCUUUUUUCUAGCUUUGCACGACUUCAGCCCUGCCCCUAGGAGCCUGUUUCGAACCGUCCUCGCCGUGCACUUCACCCCAGCUGCCAUUUGCCAUUAUUUUUGUAGGUCACUUGAUGUCAUCCUACGGUUGUUGAGUGACAUUCGAAUGAGUUGGCGGUCAUCCCGGUCAGUAGAGAGUCGUUUUCGCCCUCUGCCGGUCUGUAGCUUUGUUGUCCCCAAUGUCUACUGCUUGACCUUCUUCUUAUGAACCGCCGUCUUUGAAAUUUUAAGGAUGGAAGCAACCUGACGCUCACUGUAUCCCUAUGCCAGUAAAGACAGAAUUGAACCCUUCUUUUCCUCUCUCAAAACUUUCCUUUUCAACUCUUUUGGCAUGGUCAAUAGUUAUUUUUUGAUUAAUAUUACUUUUUAGGUACUAUUAGCACUGUUUCUGCCAUCCAGCUGGUCCUAUUGCAAGAGGAUAGUGAUGACCACCGCAGUGGUUUUUAUACUUUUCCUUGUUAAAUAAGUUUAGGUUCAGGUGAUCACCUAAUCAGUACCUAAUUCAAUAGAAUGAGGUGUGCCUGUGUUGGAAUUCAACAGACACUGGAAUGGAAUGGCUGUCAUACAUGUAGAGAUGCUGAUUGCAGUGGUUUCUUAAUUUUGUCCAAAGCAAUUUUUUACUUUUACCCCUUUUUCUGAUAUCCAAUUGGUAGUUACAGUCUUGUCCCAUCGCUGCAACUCCCCUAUGGACUCGGGAGAGGCGAAGGUCGAGAGCCAUGCGUCCUUCGAAACACGACCCUGCCAAGCCGCUCUGCUUCUUGACACACUGCUCGCUUAACCGGAAGCCAGCCGCACCAAUGUGUCGGAGGAAACACCGUCCAGCUGGCGACCGAAGUCAACUUGCAGGCGCCCGGCCCUCCCCUAACCCGGAUUACGCUGGGCCAAUUGUGCCCCACCUCAUGGGUCUCCCCGUAACGGCCGUCUGUGACACAGCCUGGGAUCGAACCCGGGGCUGUAGUGACACCUCAAGUACUGCGAUGCAGUGCCUUAGACCGCUGCGCCACUCGGGAACCCCGAAAAUUAAGAUUAAGAAUACAUUUAACGAGGAGCUGCAUCUUUCUUCAGCCUUAUAGACAAGUACACUGCUAAUAAUAAAGUGCGUUAUUUGAAUCGAGCAUCGAGGACCAGCAGUGAACAGUUUUUUCCUUAACAAUAAAGCUUGACGUGAGGGAGCCUCGAACCCGUGGUUACUGUAUCCCGCAAAUUCACAGUUAACCGGUUUAGCGGUGUAUGCAACCUGGCAGUGAUUUGUAAUGGAGGUACAUGACAGCUAUUUGACAAGACCAUGAGGCUCUUUGACAUUUUUUUGUUGAUGGACGAUAAACUUAAAAGUUGUAUAGACCUCCUUGAUCUUUUUCCCGUAAAAGCACAUAAAUUUAUAUAAAACGAAUAAGGAAAAACUUGGGAUUUUGUCAUAUAUUCGAAAAGGUGCCUUUAGAGUUUUGUCUAACGUUAGUAGUUAGUAGCCUAGUCAAGGAUGCAUCAUGCAAUAUUGGCACACUACACUUGUGACAGACCAAGUGGAACAAAAGUAACAUUUGGGCGUUUACAUUAUCUUUCUGGUGGCCGAGUUGACCUAUUUUAUGAAAUGCCAUUGGUUGGUGGAUAUAAAGUCUAAGAUCUUUGAUAGGCUGAUGCGGAAUUUGUUACAGGAAAUAAUCACAACCACCUGGUCAGGUUAGGAUAGGGCUAAAUGUGCGAUGUUAUAUAAUGGUAACAGCUAACAUGUAGCAUUUUAUCACGUGCAACUACGUUGACGAUUUUAAUUGGCUGAUACACAUUUUGAGACAAAGUAAAAAAUAAAAUAAUUCAAGUAUCAGUGCAUCACAAGCACAGGGCAGUCAUGAUGAUACAGGUACAAUGCAUACGUUCCUGUACAGAACAUCUUUCACGUGUUCCAGGUCCGUCGGGAGAGGCCAUCCAGAUCCACCACCAGACCAGACAGAACAUGGCUGAACUGCAGGGCAGCGAGCAGAGAGACCCCGCCCACACCUCCGCCGAACUCCUGGAACUGGCCUAUCACGAGGCCACUGGCAGGUUAGACACGCCCCAGGGGGAAGGUCAUGCCUCUUUUAUGUAAUUAUAGUUGAGUCUAUUGAUUAUUUCCCCCCUGUGAACUGAAUGUUCAGACGGACAGCAUCAGAGAGACGACAGGCAGGAGAGAAUGGGCUGUACUCCAGCGGAGGGAUGGAGGAGUAUACUCAUGGCAGCCCAGCCAGCAGCAACAGCACUGGUAUACACACACACACACACACACACACACUAGUGCAUCUGACUCACUAUAUAAGCAUUGUAUAUAGCACACACAAACCCUGCCAGUUAUCUUUUCUCUUAAUGUUAUAUGGUUGAUGAUCACGCAAUUGGUUUUAAUGCUGAUAGUGUCUGUGCAGGAACACCGGUAAACCGUGGCUCCUCGUUUGAGGACUUUUCAUCUGGCAGUCUGGAUCCAAGUGAGUCUGUGCUGCCCUAUGAAAGAAAACACACACACGACACAGACACACUUGGACACAGUCUCACACGUCAUGUACACAGUAAUAUCCUAUCAGUUUGGUUGGGAACAUUGCUUGACAGCCAAACUGAUAAUUGGAAUAAGCCCUAACAUGAUGAACUGAACGCUUAUUCAGCUGGACCCCUGAUUGGCUGAAUCCUCCGUUUGGUGUCUGUCUCUGUGAGCCUCAAACAUCAUACUGAGGGAAAUACAAGGGUUCAUAAAGGGUCACACAUUAUUGGGUCACGCACAUCCCCCUCUCUCUCUAAUGUCCUUCUAUCUACCUCUGACUAUCUCUCACUUCCAUUCUCUAUCUUCCAGGUUCUCUAACUCUUUUUCGGCUUCCUCUAUAUCCCCCCCCCCCCCCCCCCCCCCCCCCCCCCCCCCCCGGCUUCACAUCUCUCUCCUUAAUGUAUCUGCUAUCAUGUACUCUAUCAUACAUAAAAGUAUUAGAAUCUCUGCUCUCAUGUGUGCUUAAUUAGCCUCUUCCAGGUAUUUGUGUGUGUGUGACUCCUGUCUGUCUGCAUGGGCGGUAGGUAGCCUAGCGGUUAAGAGCAUUGGACCAGUAAACGAAAGGUUCGAAUCCCCAAGCCGACUAGGUGAAAAAUAUGUCUGUGCCCUUGAGCAAGGCACUUAACCCUAAUUGCGCUGGAUAAGAGCGUCUGCUAAAUGACUAAAAUGUAAAUGCAUAAAUUACUGUCCAUAAUUUCUAUGUGGUAUGUGUAGUGUGUUUUUUUGCAUGUACUAUAUAUAUGUGUUUGUAUGAGCCAUACAGUGCCUUCGUAAAGUAUUCAGACCGCUUUACUUUUUCCACAUUUUGUUAGGUUACAGCCUUAUUCUAAAAUGUAUUAAAUCGUUUUUUUCCCUCAACAAUCUACACACAAUACCCCAUAAUGACAAAGCAAAAACAGGAUUUUAGAAAUGUUUACAAAUGUAUUGAAAAUAAAAAAACAGAUACCUUAUUUACAUAAGUAUUCAGACCCUUUGCUAUGAGACUUGAAAUUGAGCUCAGGUGCAUCCUGUUUCCAUUGAUCAUCCUUGAGAUGAGUUUCUACAACUUGAUUGGAGUCCACCUGUGGUAAAUUCAAUUGAUUGGAAAUGGUUUGGAAAGGCACACACCUGUCUACAUAAGGUUCCACAGUUGACAGUGCAUGUCAGAGCAAAAACCAAGCCAUGAGAUCAAAGGACUUAAAUAUUACAUUUACAUAAUUAUUCAGACCGUUUACUCAGUACUUUGUUGAAGCACCUUUGGCAGCGAUUACAGCCUUCGAGUCUUCUUGGGUAUGACGCUACAAGCUUGGCACACCUGUAUUUGGGGAGUUUCUCCCAUUCUUCUCUGCAGAUCCUCUCAAGCUCUGUCAGGUUGGAUGGGGAGCGUUGCUGCACAGCUAUUUUCAGGUCUCUCCAGAGAUGUUCAAUCGGGUUCAAGUCCGGGCUCUGGCUGGGCCACUCAAGGAAAUUCAGAGAUUUGUCCCGAAGCCACUCCUGCGUUGUCUUGGCUGUGUGCUUAGGGUUGUUGUCCUGUUGGAAGGUGAACCCUCACCCCAGUCUGAGGUCCUGAGCACGCUGGAGCAGGUUUUCAUCAAGGAUCUCUCUGUACCUUGCUCCGUUCACCUUUGCCUCGAUCCUGACUAGUCUCUUAGUCCCUGCCGCUGAAAAACAUCCCCACAGCAUGAUUCUGCCACCACCAUGCUUCACCGUAGGGAUGGUGCCAGGUUUCCUCCAGACGUGACGCUUGGCAUUCAGGCCAAAGAGUUCAAUCUUGGUUUCAUCAGACCAGAGAAUUUUGUUUCUCAUGGUCUGAGAGUCUUUAGGUGCCUUUUGGCAAACUCCAAGCGGGCUGUCAUGUGCCUUUUGCUGAGGAGUGGCUUCCAUCUGGCCACUCUACCAUAACGGCCUGAUUGGUGGAGUGCUGCAGAGAUGGUUCUCCUUCUGGAAGGUUCUCCCAUCUCUACAGAGGAACUCUAGAGCUCUUUCAGAGUGACCAUCGGGUUCUUGGUCACCUCCCUGACCAAGGCCCUUCUCCCCAGACUGCUCAGUUUGGCUGGGCGGCCAGCUCAAGGAAGAGUCUUGGUCGUUUCAAACUUCUUCCAUUUAAGAAUGAUGGAGGCCACUGUGUUCUUGGGGACCUUCAAUGCUCCAGCAAUGUUUUCAUACCCUUCCCCAGAUCUGUGCCUCGACACGGUCCUGUCUCGGAGCUCUACGGACAAUUCCUUUGACCUCAUGGCUUGGUUUUUGCUCUGACAUGCAUUGUCAACUGUGGGACCUUAUAUAGACAGGUGUGUACCUUUCCAAAUCAUGUCCAAUCAAUUGAAUGUACCACAGGUGGACUCCAAUCAAGUUGUAGAAACAUCUCAAGGAUGAUCAGUGGAAACAGGAUGCACCUGAGCUCAAUUUCAAGUCUCAUAAUAAAGGGUCUGAAUACUUACGUAAAUAAGGUAUUUCUGUUUUUUAUUUGCAACAAAUUAGCAGAAUUUUCAAAAAAGCUGUUUUCGCUUUGUCAUUAUGGGGUAUUGUGUGUAGAUUGCUGAGGAUUUUUAUUCAUUUAAUCCAUUUUAGAAUAAGGCUGUAAUGUAACAAAAUGUGGAAAAAGUCAAGGGGUCUGAAUACUUUCUGAAGGCACUGUAUAUGCGUGCAUGUUUGUGUUGUAAUCACACUGCUGAUGAGAUCACGGCUUAUCACGUGCUUAUCACAUCAUCACAGAUUGCCACGUCGAUUGUCACAGAGCCUCAGUCUCCUGCAUGUGUUGAUCAGAGCUCCAGCUCUGUCAAUGACACUGGAAUCAUCAUCAGGUGCAAUGAGAAUAACACUCUGCUCUUUUUUUCUUCCCCCUCUUUUCUCUCCCUCUCUCUUUCUCUACUUUUAUUUUUGUUUGUCCGUUUCUGUCUGUCAUUGGCUGUUGUUUUUCCCACGCCACUCUCUUAUAAUUCCAACCUGUAUCUUUGUUCCUUUCCAAAUGUUUUUUCCACAUUUCCACACUUUCCCCUCCUCCUACUUUAUCAACCACCUCUGCACACCUUCCUUUCAUUCCAAACAUAUUUCUCUCUUUUGCUUGUCCUUCUUUUCCUAUUUCCUUACCUACCUCCUCCUCCACAAAAUGCACCCUGUUGGGUGGUAUGUGUGUUUGCCAUGGGGCACUUGUUUGUUUGUUUGUCUGUCUGUCUGUCUUUGUGUUGUAUGGUAUUUUUGUCUGGUUGCGUUCGUGUGUGUGUGGUGGGGGUUCCCCUGAAGCCCUGCUGCUGUCUGCCCCCCCGACAGUGCCAAGCUUCUGUUGCACGGUGGGGGUAGACUGGAAGUCUCUGACCACACCCGCCUGUCUGCCCCUCACCACCGACUACUUCCCCGAAUGGCAGACCCUGCAGAACGACUACACUGAGGGCUGCUACGACCUGCUACCACACACUGACUUGGAGAGGUACAGGACACACACACACAUACACAUACACACUGUAGAACGACUACACUGAGGGCUGGUACGACAUGUUGCCACACACUGACCUGUUGGGGUAGAAAGUGUAACUCGCAGAGUACACACACACCUCACGUAGUAUACAAAAUGACUACUGCAACACUGACUGCAUGGUCUAUUGCCUUACUGAGAAAUAUAGCAACUAAUAGAGCAGCAGCUACAGUGAGGGAAAAAAGUAUUUGAUUCCCUGCUGAUUUUGUACGUUUGCCCACUGACAAAGAAAUGAUCAGUCUAUAAUUUUAAUGGUAGGUUUAUUUGAACAGUGAGAGACAGAAUUACAACAACAAAAUCCAGAAAAACGCAUGUCAUAAAUGUUAUAAAUUGAUUCGCAUUUUAAUGAGGGAAAUAAGUAUUUGACCCCCUCUCAAUCAGAAAGAUUUCUGGCUCCCAGGUGUCUUUUAUACAGGUAACGAGCUGAGAUUAGGAGCACACUCUUAAAUGGAGUGCUCCUAAUCUCAGUUUGUUACCUGUAUAAAGACACUGUCCACAGAAGCAAUCAAUCAAUCAGAUUCCAAACUCUCCACCAUGGCUAAGACCAAAGAGCUCUCCAAGGAUGUCAGGGACAAGAUUGUAGACCUACACAAGGCUGUAAUGGGCUACAAGACCAUCGCCAAGCAGCUUGGUGAGAAGGUGACAACAGUUGGUGCGAUUAUUCACAAAUGGAAGAAACACAAAAUAACUGUCAAUCUCCCUCGGCCUGGGGCUCCAUGCAAGAUCUCACCUCGUGGAGUUGCAAUGAUCAUGAGAACGGUGAGGAAUCAGCCCAGAACUACACGGGAGGAUCUUGUCAAUGAUCUCAAGGCAGCUGGGACCAUAGUCACCAAGAAAACAAUUGCAACACACUACGCCGUGAAGGACUGAAAUCCUGCAGCGCCCGCAAGGUCCCCCUGCUCAAGAAAGCACAUAUACAGGCCCGUCUGAAGUUUGCCAAUGAACAUCUGAAUGAUUCAGAGGAGAACUGGGUGAAAGUGUUGUGGUCAGAUGAGACCAAAAUUUUGAUAUUUGGCAUCAACUCAACUCGCCGUGUUUGGAGGAGGAGGAAUGCUGCCUAUGACCCCAAGAACACCAUCCCCACCGUCAAACAUGGAGGUGGAAACAUAAUGCUUUGGGGGUGUUUUUCUGCUAAGGGGACAGGACAACUUCACCGCAUCAAAGGGACGAUGGACAGGGCCAUAUACCGUCAAAUCUUGGGUGAGAUCCUCCUUCCCUCAGCCAGGGCAUUGAAAAUGGGUCAUGGAGGGGUAUUCCAGCAUAACAAUGACCCAAAACACACGGCCAAGGCAACAAAGGAGUGGCUCAAGAAGAAGCACAUUAAGGCCAUGGAGUGGCCUAGCCAGUCUCCAGACCUUAAUCCCAUAGAAAAUCUGUGGAGGGAGCUUAAGGUUCGAGUUGCCAAACGUCAGCCUCGAAACCUUAAUGACUUGGAGAAGCUCUGCAAAGAGGAGUGGGUCAAAAUCCCUCCUGAGAUGUGUGCAAACCUGGUGGCCAACUACAAGAAACGUCUGACUUCUGUGAUUACCAACAAGGGUUUUGCCACCAAGUACUAAGUCAUGUUUUACAGAGGGGUCAAAUACUUAUUUCCCUCAUUAAAAUGCAAAUCAAUGUAUAACAUUUUUGACAUGUGUUUUUCUGAUUUUUGUUGUUGUUAUUGUGUCUCUCACUGUUCAAAUAAACCUACCAUUAAAAUGAUAGACUGAUCAUUUCUUUGUCAGUGGGCGAACGUACAAAAUCAGCAGGGGAUCAAAUACUUUUUUCCCUCACUGUACAUGCACCUGUUUCAGAUGCCUCACCCCUCUCACCCUCCCUCUCUCUCUGUCUCAGGCGGGAUGAUGAGGCCCCGGUGAUGAGUGCCCCUCAGGUGUUUGAGGAGUUUAUCUGUCAGCGGCUGAUGCAGGGCUACCAGAUCAUCGUCCAACCAAACAAAAGGAAACCCAAGCCCGCUGUGGCCCCACCCCUCAGCAGUAGUCCACUCUACACCAGAGGUGUUCUAUACCCUGUCUGUCCAGGCCUGUGGCUCUGCUCUGACACAGUUACCUAAUACCACCACAGUCACAGUUAGCUACUGGCUGACACCGUUCACUUAGAGAUGAUUCCCUUAUACAGCAUAUUUAUUUGCAUAAUUUAAUCAUUUGGUAAACCACAAUAAUCUCAGUUUGGACCAAGUGCAGUCAUUUACCCUCUGUCUCUCUCUUCCUCCUUCUCAGGGCUGGUCUCUCGGCGCAGGCCAGAAGAGGAGGAGAGUCUGUACUGGCUCAGUAUGGGCCGUACCUUCCAUAAAGUCUGCCUGAAGGAUAAAAUCAUCACUGUUACCCGCUACCUCCCCAAGUGAGUCUCCAGCCUUACAUUAGAGCCAUACUCCCAGCUAAAUCAUCAGACUAUGUUUGCAUGUCACUCACCUGUAAUGUGUGUGUGUGUGUGUCAGGUACCCGUAUGAGUCAGCCCAGAUCCAGUACAGCUACAGUCUGUGCCCCCCUCACUCUGAGGCCCACUUCCUGUCCUGCUGGGUGGAGUUUGGUCAUGAGAGACUGGAGGAGUACAAGUGGAACUACCUGGACCAGUACAUCUGCUCUGCUGGCUCUGAGGACUUCAGGUACCUACAAUGCAUUCAGAAAGUAUUCAGACCCCUUGACUUUUUCCACAUUUUGUUACGUUACAGCCUUAUUCUAAAAUUGAUUAAGUUGUUUUUACCCCUCAUCAAUCUACACACAAUAUCCCAUAAUGACAAAGCAAAAAAAGUUUUUUUGAAAUUUCUGCAAAUGUAUUAAAAAUAAAAAGCUGAUAUCACAUUUACAUAAGUAUUCAGACCCUUUACUCAGUACUUUGUUGAGGCACCUUUAGCAGCGAUUACAGCCUCAAGUCUUCUUGUGUAUGACGCUACAAACUUGGCACACCCGUAUUUGGGGAGUUUCUCCCAUUCUUCUCUGCAGAUCCUCUCAAGCUCUGUCAGGUUGGAUGGGGAGCGUCGCUGCACAGCUAUUUUCAGGUCUCUCCAGAGAUGUUUGAUCGGGUUCAAGUCCAGGCUCUGGCUGGGCCACUCAAGGACAUUCAGAGACUUGUCCCGAAGCCACUCCUGCGUUGUCUUGGCUGUGUCCUUAGGGUCGUUAUCCUGUUAGAAGGUGAAACUUCGCCCCAAUCUGAGGUCCUGAGCGCUUUGGAGCAGGUUUUCAUCAAGGAUCUCUCUGUACUUUGCUCCGUUCAUCUUUCCCUCGAUCCUGACUUGUCUCCCAGUCUCUGCCGCUGAAAAACAUCCCCACAGCAUGAUGCUGCCACCACCAUGCUUCACCGUAGGGAUGGUGGCAGGUUUCCUCCAGACGUGACGCUUGGCAUUCAGGCCAAAGAGUUCAAUCUUGGUUUCAUCAGACCAGAGAAUCUUGUUUGUCAUGGUCUGAGAGUCCUUUAGGUGCUUUUUGGCAAACUCCAAGGGGGCUGUCAUGUGUCUUUUACUGAGGAGUGGCUUCCGUUUGGUCACUCUACCAUGAAUGCCUGAUUGUUGGAGUGCUGCAGAGAUGGUUGUCUGUCUGAAAGGUUCUCCCAUCUCCACAGAGUAACUCUGGAGCUCUGUCAGAGUGACAGUUUAGCUGGGUGGCCAGCUCUAGGAAGAGUCUUGGUGGUUCCAAACUUCUUCCAUUUAAGAAUGAUGGAGGCCACUGUGUUCUUGGGGACCUUCAAUGCUGCAGAAUUUUUCCCCAGAUCUGUGCCUCGACACAAUCCUGUCUCGGAGCUCUACGGACAAUUCCUUCAACCUCAUGGCUUGUUUUUUGCACUGACAUGCAAUGUCAACUGUGGGACCUUAAAUAGAUAGGUGUGUGCCUUUCCAAAUCAUGUCCAAUCAAUUGAAUGUACCACAGGUGGACUCAAAUCAAGCUGUAGAAACAGCUCAGGGAUGAUCAAUGGAAACAGGAUGUACCUGAGCUCAAUUUCGAGUCUCAUAGCAAAGGGUCUGAAUACUUAUGUAAAUAAGGUAUUUCUGUUUUCUAUUUGUAAUACAUUUGCAAAAAUUUGUAAAAACCUGUUUUUGCUUUGUCAUUAUGGGGUAUUGUGUAUAGAUUUAUGAGGGAAAACUUUAAUUUAAUCAAUUUUAGAAUAAGGCUGUAACGUUAAAAAAAUGUGGAAAAAGUAAAGGGGUCUGAAUACUUUCCGAAUGCACUGUAUAUACAGUCACACUUCCAAAUUACUCAUAUUUUUUACCUUAUCUACCGUUCCUGUGCCAUAGUUUGAUAGACUCUCUGAAGUUCUGGCGGACCCGCUUCCUGCUGCUGCCAGCUGGGGGGGCUAGACGUGUGGCGGACGGCGAGGGGCACUGGGACGUGUACGGGGAGGGAGCGGGGACGGUGGCGGGCAGAGAGGGCAUGACGGGCACCGGGGACUGGGCCCUGCUGGACGGCUUCAUCCGCUUCCUGGAGGGACUCAACCGCAUCCGCAGACGCCACCGCUCCGACAGGAUCAUCAGGGUAACACCCUAAAACACUGUCUUAAUCAUUUAAAAAGACAAAAACUCAAAAGAUUAACCCAAAUGAUGUGAUUGAGCAGUCUUGCAAACCCAGCCAAGAGAGAAACUGACUCUGCCAGAAACAAUGAUCCUAUGCCAAUGUUGUUGUCUUGAGCUGUUUGAAGUUUUAAGCUUCUUGUCAUACUGUCUUCCCCUCUCAUUCUGUCUGUAGAAAGGACCGGCGAUGAAGGGUCUGCAGGUGACUGGUCCUCUCUCUGCCUACCCUCCAGAGCCUGUAGCGCCCCCUCUAGGCAAGAAAGGCACCUCUGCUUUAUCAGCUCUCCUGGAGUUGGAGCAGAAUCAGAAGUGAGUGUAGUUGUCCUUUCUGUGUGCUUUCAAUGGAACCUUGUGUGUUUCCAAAUUAUUGGAUGCACAGGGUAUCUGACAUUGAAGGUACCGGUCUCACAAUAAUGAUGCAUUUCCUGUCUGCAGGACUCUAGAGGAGCAGCAACAACAGGGGAAACCCUCAGCUGCCACCAGUGAGUCUUCCACUGUCUCCACGACCACUACAUAUGUGGACAGCCCUCGCAAGGUGGGUGUCUUUGUGUGGUUUUGGGAAGGAACACAACGAUCAAGGUUUCCUGUUUGGGUAAAAGGGAGCUCAAUUUCUGUUGGGUAAAAGGGAGCUCAAUUUCUGUAUUGGGUUAAAAGGAGCUCAAUGUCUGUCUUGGGUUAAAGGGAGCUCAAUUGGGGCAUUUUGGGUGUGUGUUUUGGUUGGGGGCAUUUUUUGUUGUUGGUAUGCAUGGAAUGUUGGUUUGCCGUUUAUAGGGGUUUAUCUUUGCUUCCUUAUUAUGGGGUUUCGCUUUGCUUUUGUUUCCUUCUCUCCUUCCCCACCUUUCUCUCCUUCACUUGUUUUCCUGUUGAUGGACUCUGGGUUUUUCAUCCUGUGGUGUAUCCCUCUUCCUAUGCUGACAGGAUGCUGCCUUCAUUUUGGAUUUUAUACGUAGCCCUCGUUCCUCCUACAUCUAUCACACACAGGUCAGUAACUAGGGGCACUGGACGCCGCUGCAUCUGUUAGAGUAGAAGUGUGUGUGUGUGUGUUGUCCUGUUUCAAGUUUUAAUGUCACAUGCACAAGUACAGUGAAAUGCCUUUCUUGCUAACUCAAAACCCAACAAUGCAAUAAUCAAUAACAAUUUAAUACUAGAAAAAAACACACGAGAAUAAGAGUAAGCGAUAUGAAAUACACAAUAAAGUAAGUAAGUAUACUAUAUAUUUAAAUAUUUAAAAAGUAAGUUCCAAUACCAUAUUUACAGUGUAUUCAGAAAGUAUUCAGACCCCUUGACUUUUUAUACAUUUUGUUACGUUACAGCCUUAUUCUAAAAUUGAUAAAAUUGUUCAUCAAUCUACACACAAUACCCCAUAAUGACAAAGCAAAAACAUGUUUUUAGAAAUGCUUGCAAAAAAAUUAAUAAAAAGGAAAUAUCACAUUUACGUAAGUAUUCAGACCCUUUACUCAGUACUUUGUUGAAGCACCUUUGGCAGUGAUUACAGCCUUGAGUCUUUUUGGGUAUGAAGCUACAAGCUUGGCACACCUGUAUUUGGGGAGUUUCUCCCAUUCUUCUCUGCAGAUCCUCUCAAGCUCUGUCAGGUUGGAUGGGGAAUGUCGCUGCACAGCUAUUUUGAGGUCUCUCCAGAGAUGUUGGAUCGGGUUAAAGUCCUGGCUCUGGCUGGGCCACUCAAGGACAUUCAGAGACUUGUCCCGAAGCCACUCCUGCGUUGUCUUGGCUGUGUGCUUAGGGUCGUUAUCCUGUUAGAAGGUGAAACUUCACCCCAAUCUGAGGUCCUGAGCGCUUUGGAGCAGGAUUUCAUCAAGGAUCUCUCUGUACUUUACUCCGUUCAUCUUUCCCUCGAUCCUGACUAGUCUCCCAGUCUCUGCCACUGAAAAACAUCCCCACAGCAUGAUGCUGCCACCACCAUGCUUCACCGUAGGGAUGGUGGCAGGUUUCCUCCAGACGUGACGCUUGGCAUUCAGGCCAAAGAGUUCAAUCUUGGUUUCAUCAGACCAGAGAAACUUGUUUGUCAUGGUCUGAGAGUCCUUUAGGUGCUUUUUGGCAAACUCCAAGCGGGCUGUCAUGUGUCUUUUUCUAGUCCAAGGCGUGCACACCAUCCACCGCUUCCGAGUAUAUUACUCGCUAAUGUUCAGUCUCAGGACAAUAAAGUAGAUGAGCUCAGGGUGAGGAUCUCCUUCCAGAGAGACAUCAGGGACUGUAACAUACUCUGUUUCACGGAAUCAUGGCUCUCUCCGGAUAUACUGUCCCCGUACAUAAAGCCAGCUGGGUUCUCAGUACAUCGCGCAGACAGGAAUAAAGAACUCUCCGGGAAGAAGAAAGGCGGUGGUGUACGUUUUAUGAUUAAACACUCAUGGUGUGAUUGUGAUAACGUACAGAAACUCAAGUCCUUUUGUUCACCCGACCUAGAAUACCUCACAAUCAAAUGCAGACCGUAUUACCUCCCAAGAGAAUUAUCUUUGGUUAUAGUCACAGCCGUGUAUAUACCCCCUCUAGCCGAUACCACGAUGACCCUCAAGGAACUACACUGGACUUUAUGCAAACUGGAAACCGAAUAUCCUGAGGCCGCAUUUAUUGUAGCUGGGGAUUUUAACAAAGCAAAUUUGAGGAAAACGCUACCGAAGUUCUAUCAACACAUUGACUGUAGUACUCACACUGGAAAAACACUCAACAACUGCUACUCCCCCUUCCGGGAUGCCUACAAGGCCCUCCCCUGCCCUCCCUUCAGCAAAUCAGGUCACAACUCAAUGUUGCUCCUCCCUUCCUAUAGGCAGAAACUCAAACAGGAAGUACCCAUGCUAAUGUCUAUUCAACACUGGUCUGACCAAUCGGAAUCUCAUGCUUCAAGAUUGUUUUGAUCACACGGACUGGGAUAUGUUCUGAGAAAAAAAUGGACGUAUACACGGACACAGUGACUGAGUUCAUCAGGAAGUGUAUAGGGGAUGUUGUUCCCACUGUGACUAUUAAAUCCUACCCAAACCAGAAACCGUGGAUAGAUGGCAAAACUGAAAGUGCGAACCACCGCAUUUAACCAUGGCAAGGUGACUAGGAAUAUGGUUGAAUACAAACAGUGUAGUUAUUCCCUCCGUAAGGCAAUCAAACAGGCAAAACGUCAGUACAGAGACAAAGUGGAGUCACAAUUCAACGGCUCAGACAUGAGACGUAUGUGGCACACAAUCACGGAUUACAAAGGGGAAACCAGCCACGUCGUGGACACCGAUGUCUUCUCCUGGACAAGCUAAACACCUUCUUCGCCCGCUUUGAGGAUAACACAGUGCCACCGACGCGGUCCGCUCCAAAGGACUGUGGGCUCUCGUUCUCCGUGGCCAACGUGAGUAAGACAUUUAAGCGUGUUAACCCACGCAAGGUUGCCGGCCCAGACUGCUGUCCCCACUUACUUCAAGAUGUCCACCAUUGUUCCUGUACCCAAGAAAGCAAAGGUAACUGAACUAAAUGACUAUCGCCGCGUAGCACUCACUUCUGUCAUCAUGAAGUGCUUUGAGAGGCUAGUUAAGGAUCAUAUCACAUCUAUCUUACCUGUCACCCUAGACCCACUUCAAUUUGCUUACCACCCCAAUAGAUCCACAGACGAUGCCAUCACACUGCACACUGCCCUAUCCCAUCGGGACAAGAGGAAUACCUAUGUAAGAAUGAUGUUCAUUGACUAUAGCUCAGCCUUCAACACCAUAGUACCCUCCAAGCUCAUCAUUAAGCUCGGGGCCCUGGGUCUGAACCCCGCACUGUGCAACUGGGUCCUGGACUUCCUGACAGGCCGCCCCCAGUUGGUGAAGGUAGGAAACAACACCUCCACUUCUCUGAUCCUCAACACAGCUCCGUCCUGUACUCCCUGUUCACCCAUGACUGUGUGGCCACGCACGCCUCAAACUCAAUCAUCAAGUUUGCAGACGACACAACAGUAGUAGGCCUGAUUACCAACAAUGACGAGACAGCCUACAGGGAGGAGGUGAGGGCCCUGGCGAAGUUGUGCCAGGAAAAUUAUCUCUCCCUCAACGUCAACUAAACAAAGGAACUAUCCACAUCGACGGGACUGCAGUGGAGAAGGUGAAAAGCUUCAAGUUCCUUGGCGUACACUACACUGACAAUCUGAAAUGGUCCACCCACACAGACAGUGUGGUGAAGAAGACGCAACAGCACCUCUUCAACCUCAGGAGGCUGAAGAAAUUUGACUAUGCCGUAAGACCCUCACAAACAUUUACAGAUGCACAAUUGAGAGCAUCCUGUCGGGCUGUAUCACCACCUGGUACGGCAACUGCACCGCCUGCAGCCUUAGGGCUCUCCAGAGGGUGGUGCGGUCUGCCCAACGCCUCACCGGGGGCACACUGCCUGCCCUCCAGGAUACCUACAGCACCCAAUGCCACAGGAAGGCCAAAAAGAUCAUCAAGGACAUCAACCACCCGAGCAACGGCCUGUUCACCCCGCAAUCAUCCAGAAGGCAAGGUCAGUACAGGUGCAUCAAAGCUGGGACCGAGAGACUGAGAAACAGCUUAUAUCUCAAGGCCAUCAGACAGUUAAAUAGCCAUCACUAGCCGGCUACCACCCGGUUACUCAACCUGCACCUUAGAGGCUGCUGCCCUAUAUACAUAGACAUGGAAUCACUGGUUACUUUAAUAAUGGAACACUAGUCAAUUUAAUAAUGUUUACAUACUGCUUUACUCAUUUUAUAUGUAUAUACUGUAUUCUAUGUAUUUUAGUCAAUGCCACUCCGACAUUGCUUGUCCUAAUAUUUAUAUAUUUCUUAAUUCCAUUCUUUUACUUUUAGAUUUGUGUGUUGUUGUGAAUUGUUAGAGACUACUGCACUGCUGGAUCUAGGAACACAAGCAUUUCGCUACACCCGCAAUAACAUCUGCUAAAUAUGUGUAUUUGACCAAUAAAAUGGUAUUUGACCAUGUCCAAUCAAUUGAAUGUACCACAGGUGGACUCCAAUCAAGUUGUAGAAACUCAACUCAAGGAUGAUCAAUGGAAACAUGAUGCACCUGAGCCCAAUUUCGAGUCUCAUAGCAAAGGGUCUGAAUACUUAUGUAAAUAAGGUAUUUCUGUUUUACAUUUGUAAAGAUUAGAAAAACCUGUUUUCGCUUUGUCAUUAUGGGGUAUUGUGUGUAGAUUGAUGAGAAAAAAAAUAUCUAAUCCAUUUUAGAAUAAGGCUGUAAUGUAACAAAAUGUGGAAAAAGUCAAGUGGUCUGAAUACUUUCCGAAUGCACUGUACAUGUGCAGGGAUACUGGAGUGAUGGAGGUAGAUAUGUAUAGGGGUAAGGGGACUAGGCAACAGGAUUUAAGAUAAACAGAGUAGCAGCAGCUUGCAUGUGAGUGGGUGUGUAGAGUCAGUAUAAAUGUAUGUUCAUAUUAUGUGUGAGUGAGAAAUUGAUGGAGUGAGUGUUUGUGUGUGUGUUGGCGUGACAGUGUGUGUAAGUGUGUAGGGCCCUGUAAGUGUGCACAGAGACAGUGCAAAUAUUGAAAUAAAAGGUCAACUCAGUCCGUGUAGCUAUUUUGUAGCUUGCAUCCUGUACUGUCCUGCUGGCAUGAAAUCUGCAUGUCUGCAUGAGUCUACCUUAGACACACUAUUGUUUGUUACUUCGGAUUGGUGGUUUGUGAAGAGACCACACAUUACACUAGUACCUGGCAGAUUUAAGCCAAGUCAACUAAGGUAAUGUAUCCCAGAUGUGAGUUAUCCUCUUCAGUAUCUAACUAGCAUGAGACUAGGAGUGAUUGAUAUGUAAUAUACAUGAAAUAAAUAGAAGGCAGCAGAGUGACUGCCUGAGACUGUUUGAUUUAAUUCUAACCUUUGCUGAUUGGCCUGUAGAUUUCUACAGAUCCUGCUGAAGGAGGGGCCACAGACAAAGGUGGUCAGGUAGGGGCUGGGGCGGUGACCGGUGGGGCUGCAGCGCAGGCAACAGGGGACACAGGACCCAGCUUAACCACAGAAACCAGGUGGGUUUAGAAAUGCUGUUUUUUUGUAAAGUGUUCAAAAUCAUGUUUCUAAUUGGAAAGUGUUAUGUGAAUGAUGAUGGCAUUAGUCAUAGUUAACCAGGCUUUUAUGUCUGUGAGUUUACAGUGGGCAAUCUGGUACUGGAGCCUUAUGUUUGUCCUCAUCCUCCACCCUGAUGGAGAUACUAGAGGCCAUCAAACACCCCACGUAAGACCCUGUGUGUGUGUGUGUUUUUUUUGUUUUAUAAGGAUAGUAAAACCAGGAAAAUUCAGACAAGUGGGGACAUUUCGGCGGUCUCUACAAGAAAAUAAGCUAUUUUAGGCUUGGGGGUUAGGCUUAGAAUUAGGGUUUGGGGUUAAGGUUAGGGAAAAUAGGAUUUUCAAUAGGAAUCAAUUGUUUGGUCCCCACAAGGUUAGUAAAACAAAUGUGCGUGUGAAAGAGUGUGUUGGCGUGCACCACAACACAUACCUCAAGUGUUUUAGUUGUGGUUUGUUGUUGUCCCUGCAGUUAGAUGAGUGUGUUUGAGCUACUGUUCUGUCCUUCUGUGUGAUAUAUAUAGAACAGGUGUGCAGCUUCUACCUGAGCAGAAGGGCCUGCCCCCUAACUGCUUCAUCAGUGCUGAGAUCGUCCAUUGGCUGGUCAACAAUGUAGAGGGCGUGGCCACACAAGGCAUGGCUGUUGACAUCAUGCAGGUAGGUAUACGUUUAUCUGCCUUUGUUAAAGUAUGUGAAAGAGACACACUGUAUGUUGUGAAUGCAGCAUUUGUGUGUUGGGUUUUUAACAGUAUUGCUGUGUCCCCUGUGUUUCUGUAGAAGAUGCUGGAUGAGGGCCUGGUUACCCAUGCAUCAGGGGAUGCCAUGAGGACCUUUGUCUAUGGCUUCUACUUCUAUAGGAUAGUGGCAGAGAAAGACGCCGAGCGAGGUUAGGGAGACACUUACAGUCUACACAAAGCUAAUCUGAAAACGUAUCAAUUGAAAAAAUGUUGGUUUGCUUUCCUAGAACAAGGUAGUCCUCCAUGCUGCCCACCAUGGGGUCAAUUCCGUUUCAAUUCCAGUCAGUUCAGGAAGUGCACUGAAAUUCCAAAUCUCUUCAAUGCUUUUCAGUGCGGCGAAUUUUGAAUUUGGUUUACUUUCUGAAUUGACUGGAAUUGUAAUGGAAUUGACCCCAGCCCUGCCUGCUUCCCACACUGACCUCUUUCCAGUCAUUGAUUCUCAGUCAUGCCGAUAUUGAUUGUUCUCAUUUGAGGUUUCCAGCCACUGGUGGUAACUAACCAGACUCAAUAAUAACCAUACAUAUAUCUCUCCAUCUCUACUGUACUCUAGGCCCUACAUCCCAGCUACCUCCUCCUGUGGCACAAGGCUGGUCAACGGCAGCCUUGGAGGACUUUGCCCUGUUUCAGAGGAAGUGGUUCGAGGUUGCUUUUGUCCUGGAGGAGCGUCGACCUUGUGACCUCCCGGCCUUCCUGCUGCCCUGGCUGCCCAGCCGGCCUGCGUCCUAUGCAAGUAGGCACAGCUCCUUCAGCCGCAGCUUUGGAGGACGCAGCCAGGCCGCAGCACUGCUAGGUACACACAGCCUGCUCCUCCCCCAGAGCUGAGCCUCAGCCCACCCACCCCAACCUCAACCCCACCCCAGAAUGGACAUGACUUCCCCCCCACAAUCAGAAUGAGCAUGCCUCCCCCUCCCUUCCAGUCAGACACAUACCCUGCAACAGGCCCUUAGGGGUUUGGGAGGGAGGGUCCCAUAGCAGGUGUCACACAGAGCCACCAGACAAGAUUCCUGCAUGCCUCUGUAUGCAAAUAUGAAGUGGUGCUAACUUGGUCAUCAGAUUUGGACAUGGUUGGUUGAGAUCCGGUUAAACAUUUUUUUAUUAACUUGGUUUGAAUUGUUGACAAAAAGUUCCCAAAAAUCAUUAGUAACUUGUUAACAGUUGAUCUCUAAAUAACUUAACACCACUCCAUAACUGAGGAGCUACUAUUCUAUUUGAUUGAGGCAUUCAGGGAACUUACAAACAGCCAUCAAAACCAUCAAACUCUAGAUAAUUUAUUCUUAGAUUUGAAUAAUUGGCCCAUGAUUCAUUACAUACUAACCACAAUUUUACUCUUGAAGUACUUUCCAAUGACUUGAAUUUCUCACCAUCACAACAUUGCUCUCACAUCAUUUAAUCAUUGACUUGCCAUCUACCAUCUGAACUAAUAAUUAUCCUGGUGACAUUGUUCAUUCUGUGUGACACAAGGCAUUGGACCUCAGUACCCAUCCCCCUUACGGGCAAAAACAGGGCUGCAUGUGAUUGCUGGUGAUCUAUCUACUCCAGCUUGCAGAGCUUGGGUUGGUGGUACACCUAAACCUCUUCCCAUUCUCAUCCCAACCUCCUCUGCCUCCAAUUGUAGCUCGAAUUGGCAUGUCAGUAUGUACAGUACAGUACAUAUUACAUCUAAUGGUAGUACUCGUGCCACUGUCGACUGAUUGAAAACAACUCCAUCCAAUCAGAUCACUGAUGGAUGGGAUUUGCGUCUACUUCCUCCAAUCAGAGCAGUAAUCGGUGUGGUAGUUCUCUUUUCCGUCCAAUUAGAGAACUAGUUGGUGUGGUAGUGUUUAGUGCAUGCUGUGGUAGAAGUGGCUGUGGUACAGUAGAGCAGUGGUGUGCAGUGCAUUGUCCUCUCUUUGCUUUCUCUCUCUGUACUGUUUAAUGCGUUUCCACUAUAAAAUGUUGUGAGAAUGUUACUGCAUUUAGGGAGUCUUGACCAAUCCUUCUUUCUCUGUCUCACUGUGAUUUUCUUACCGUGAUUUGAUGCUGUUUAUGCUGCCACUUUUACAGCAAUUUAGAGGCAAUCUGCAGUUGCUACAUGCAUUUUUGGACGUAUAAAGUAAUGAUAUAUACACAUUGAUACUUGAAGAAUAUAACUUCUAAAUGCCUCGUGCUGAGUUCAACUGUCGUACCCCAUCAGAACCCAAAAUAUAAGCUUGUUUUACUCCAAUGUUUGUAAACAUCGGAAAUGUAAACAAAUACUGUAUAGCCUCAAAACAUAGUUUCUAUAUCUUGGAUGGUCAGUCCUUGCAUCCAUAGCUCUGUCUAUUCAUUUGAGAGUGGUUACAUUUCUCCAGACCCAUCCCUCAGUUUUUUCUGCUUUGUAAUUUUUCAACUAAGGAUUGCCACUUUAAAUUACUGAUGAGUUUGGAGUUGUUUUAUGGUUAAUAUAAACCAGCUUAUUCCCAUGAAAAUGUCUAACACUGGGAGAGAAACAGCUCUAACUGUAGGCUUUGCCCCCAUCUGCUCAGAAAACAGAUAUGGUCAUUAUACCCAACAUUACCUAAAACAUAAAUGCAAUAACUUUUCUCCCAUAAAAUGUGUCUUAUUUGGACUAAUUUCUGUGAGAUUAAUAAGGUGUGAAUCAUAAUUCAGAACCAUAAAAUAUAGUAAUUUAUACAUUAAUAAACUCAAUGGUUCCUCUCCAGGAAAUCAUGAAACAAUGACACCACAAUCUGGCUGUAGAAAGAAUUUCCUGUAUGCCUAUGUUUGUCAUGAUGACCAUGUUUGUGUUGUCUCCAGUGAUUAACAGUGUACUGACUUGGUAAUUAAAACGUAUAGGCCUAUUUAAAAAAUAACACACUAACCUUUUCAGAAUGAAAUAAUCAUAUGGACAACAAAAUAAUGAUUUAUAAAGAAUUGUGAUGUAAUUUGGAGUAGCAUUCUAAAUGUAUCAUCCUUAAAACAUAGUCAGUACAGAACAGGUUUGGGGUCAAUUCCAUUUCAAUUUCAGUCAAUUCAGAAAGUAAACCAAAUUCCAAUUCCAAAUUGUCCUAACUGAAAGAGAAAUGUUGAAGAGAAAUGGAAUUGGAAUUUCAGUGUACUUCCUGAAUUGACUGAAAUUGACAUGGAAUUUACCCCAACCCUGGUACCGAAUCUGCCUGGAGACAAGUUCUGAGCAUAACAGAGGUGUUUCAGGGCAAGAGAGGAUGCUAUGGUGGAAUAUUGUGGCUUCACUGACUUUCGAUAACUUGCUAACAUUCAUUGUGAAGUUUCUAACUCCAUCUCAAACAUUUGGUGUGUGUGUCCCCCCCCCCCCCCCGUACCAUAUUCCAUAUACUCCAACAACUGUCUCUCACCCUCUUAAUCUCAUAAUAUCCAUGCAAAUGUCCUCUUCCUGCCUGUCCAUCUCUACAUCCAUCUCUCCCUUUGGGCCUGAUCUCUGGGCCUGUCCCUCUACUCCCUUGCUCUCUCUCUCCCCUCCCUCCUCUCUCUCCUCAGCUGCCACUGUACCAGAGCAGAAGACGGUCACCUUGGACGUGGACGUUAACAAUCGCAGCGACCGCACCGAGUGGUGCAGCUGCUAUUACCAUGGCAACUUCUCCCUUAACGCUGCCUUCGAGGUCAAGCUGCACUGGAUGGCCGUCACUGCAGCUGUUCUCUUUGAGAUGGUAAGACAGAGCCAGACAGAGGGGGAAUGUCCAUUGACUCACUUGAGACACUCUCAGGGCUCAAAACUGCUUCCAAAACACUUGCAUUUGCGACCCUUUGACUUGACAAUGUUUUAUUGUUCGCUAGGGUGCCAGUGAUUAUUUUUUUUGCUGGUCAAUUUUUGUUUUUGGUUCACAAUUUGCUUUUAUCAAGAUUUAUUCAAACAGCAAUGGGUAUGCAACAAUGGGUAUGCAAACCAGGUAUUCAAAAAGUUUGGUCCGAAGUCUUGGUGGAAUCUUUGCCAUGCGCAAUUCAUUCAUUAUGCGCUGUUUGAAUGAACAUUUCUAAAGGCUUUCCCAAAAAAACGUCCCAAUUAAAUGUUGACUGCAAAGUAGGCCUACCUGGCAGAAUGAUCUCAUGAUGAUUUGUAUCAAUCACGGGGCAUUUGUUUUGCAAACUCUGCCAUCACAUAUAGCCUACACUGUAUAUUGUAUAGUACAAAAACACCUCGGUCUCUUGCUAGGUGGGAUUUUGCCACUGGCAAAUGUACCUGAAUGUCAAGCCCGGCAAGGGCAGCUAAUUUAAAAGAUGGCUAGUCAUUAUUAGUCUGGUUCUGUAUGGAAUGCAGGUACAUUAUGGGACACAGGUCCAGUCAUUAACGGCACACAGUGGCGAGUAAUUGGUGCGACCAAAUCAUGUGCUGGUGCCAUCGACUGAAAAUGUUGGUAGCACCAGUGCCACCAGUGGAAAAAAGUUAGUCUAGCGCCCUGCACCCUACACAUUAAGACAGAGUUCCUGUCAGCAUUAUUUAAUGUAAGAUGUUUUUAUGACAUACUGACAUAUUUCUUGAAGUUGCCACGGAUAUGAAGUAAACGGCUGAAUUAUUAAAUAUUUCAGGUUGUCAUACUUAAGGAGUCACAAGGCAUGCCAGCUGAUAAUCAAACCAUAUGGGCUCAAAACGGCUCACUAAUUCCCAACAUGACAACACUACUACACAUCACGUUUGCUUGGACGAGAGAGUUUGACAACAAGACCCAUGUUUAUCUUGACUCUCCACCAUAUUCCCAUCUCUACAGGUCCAAGGCUGGCACAGGAAGGCUGCCUCCUGUGGGUUCCUGUUGGUGCCCGUCCUGGAGGUGCCCUUUGCCCUGCCCUCCUACCUGUAUGGUGACCCACUGCGGGCCCAGCUCUUCAUCCCUCUCCACAUCCACCGUCUGCUGAGGGACGGCAGCGACAACCUGUUUGAGGGUGAGGAGACACUGGGAGCUUUUUACACCACUGUCAUUGUACACAUGUACACAGUGUGUCUCUAUCAUUUGAUAGAGCACGUAUCUUUAACAUAGAUUGUAAGUAAACGUACAGGGACAUAAGCAUAAACUAUUUAUUGGGUGUGUUGCUUUGGGUGUUCGUGCUUGUCAACAUUAUUCCCCUGUGAUAAUUGUUUGGCAGGGUUUGAACCAGAGACGUAUUGGGAUAGAAUGCAGAUCUUUCAGGAGGCCAUACUGUACCGGUAGGUGAUUCUCUAUACAUAGUUUAUAGGGCAGCAGGUUGCCUAUAGGUUAGAGCGUUGGGCCAGUAACUGAAAGGUUGCAUGUUCGAAUACCCGAGCGGACAAGGUGAAAAAUCAGUUGAUGCGCCAUUGAGCAAGCCUCUUAACCCUAAUUUGCUCCAGGGGUGCCGCACUACUAUGGCUGACCCUGCAAACAACACAUUUCACUGUACCUAUCUGGUGUAUGUGACAAUAAAACAUUGUUUUUUUUUGUUCUCUGUAAAUGUGGGAUGGAGGCACUAUAUGUGCUGCAAAGGUCUUUAGGUAUUUAUCCAAACAUUCUCACACUUAUCUCUCUCGCUCAGAUUCGGUUUUGUUCAAGACAAGUUUUCUGCCUCUGCUUUCAACUUCCCAUCAGAGAACAAGCCCCAAUACAUCCACGUAACAGGUAGGCACAUAUUAGAACAAAGAUGAGCAUGAUUUCUAAUUCUGUCAGACACAUUUUUUUCAAUAUGCCCUUUGUUACCUCUAACACCCUCCCUCACACUACUGUUCUCCUUACCCUCUCUUUCUCUCUCUCUCUGUCCUCCCUGCUCCCCUUCUAUCUCCCUCUAGGCACAGUGUUCCUCCAGCUGCCCUACUCCAAGAGGAAGUACUCUAGCGGGCAGCAGCGGAGGAGGAGGAAUUCAACAGCAUCAGCCAGUCAGGGCCUGUUUGGCUCGGAAGAGCUGGUGGGUUACUACUGGGCCUAUAACACUAUGCUGACCAAGGCCUGGAGGACGGGCGUGCUUGGGGACGAGAAGCUGGCUGACCGCCUGCUCAGAGACUUCACUGACUUCUGCGCCAACAAAGACAAGAGGCUGGUCAACUUUUGGGACAGCUGCCAGGAGAAAAUGAAUGCUAGUGCUCCGUGAUGAAGAGAUAGAGAGGGGGAAGUGAGUUGAAACUGAGAAACAGACAACUCUAUUGAAGUGGGAAUGUACUGUAUGAAAUGAGUCUGCAUUGGCUGCAGUGUUGAGGUUUCUGGGAAGAAUUCUCCACAAGAACACCUUGUAUAUGUGUGCUAUGUCCCCUCUGUGGCAGGACUAGGUCAAGGUGAAAGGUCAAGUGCUAUGACCGUUAAUAUGAAGACUAUUCCUGAGGAGCAGAGACUGCUUCCUCUGGUCCUGCUGAUGAGCUGCUACUCUUCCUUCAUGUUAAGUGAAUAAUAAGAGAACUAAUCUAAACCUGGCAUACGCCUCUACAUAAUGUGUUUACGAGUGCAACUGUGAAUUUGAAAACAUGUACUUUGAGGAGUAUUCAUUUAUUCAUUUGUUGCAGAAAUUAAUACAAAAUAAAUAUCAAGCGGUUAUUAUGGGAUUUGUUCAGGAUGUUUUAUUGCAUGGGGAUAAUGUAAUGCUAGUUUCCCCUCUCAGUGACUGGUAGCCAGUGUUGAGGAAGCUACUCUGAAAAUAUAGU